UCCACUGAAAACAGACUCUUAUUUUUCUUACACAUGCUUUGAAGCUUUGCUGUCACAGCUAACAUCACUACUGUGAGGUGUUUGUCAUUUUAUUAUAGAAAGUCUGAUGCAUCAGUAUUUUUAGUGAGCUGAAAUGAAGACAGUGAUUGUGGGAGUGGGCGGGAUGACCAAUGGAGGAAAAUCCACACUUGCUAAGAGUCUACACCAGCAGAUACCCAACAGCUGCAUCAUUGCUCAGGAUUCUUAUUUUAAGGAUGACUCUGUGGUGCCUGUUGACAGCAAUGGAUAUAAACAGUAUGACAUGCUCGAUGCUCUCCACAUGGAUCAGAUGAUGAGUGACGUAAACUCAUGGCGAAGAGAUCCUGAGUGGUUCUUGAGGGAACGCGGCCUGAACCCUCAGCAAACAUCAUCAUCAUUUGAUGAAGAAGUGUAUGUGCUGAUAGUGGAAGGGUUCCUGAUAUUCAACUACAGGCCGUUAAAUGAGUUAUUUGACAAGAGCUACUUCAUUCAAAUUCCGUAUGAUAUCUGCAAAAAGAGACGAAGUUUGAGGGUGUACUCACCUCCUGAUCCUCCGGGUUAUUUUGACGGACAUGUGUGGCCCAUGUAUCUAAAAAACCUCCGAGACAUGGAGAACAUGGUAUCUGGAAUCGUGUUUCUAGAUGGACUGCAGUCAAAGGAGGAGCUUUUGGAUAUUGUGUAUAAGGAUGUUAGUAAAGAAAUUCAACAGCUUAGAGAGAAAGACUGAAAUGGAAUGAAACGUCUCUGUAUUGUUUGGACAAAUGUAGCACUGAAAGGACCAAGUUUGCGUGGGUAAAAUGUUUUGUGGAAUUAUGUUAAUGAUGUAUAUUUUAAAUAAGAUUAAAAACUAUAGCUGAGAAUUAACUAAUGUCUCAGUAGUAGAAAUUCCCCACCUGGAGAAUGGACACAUGCUACCAGAAUCACUGUGAACUAAUGUAAUUUAAAUGUAUUAUAACUCAGUGUGGGUGAUAUGAAGUGCAGUAAAUGAAUGUAAUGUCUCACAGUGCUAAUGCUUCAUUUACGUUUUACAAUGUAUUUUAAGCUGCUAAUUCUGUAUAACCAUAUCCAUAAGAUGCACAGAAAUGCUAACAUUAUAUUCAUGUUCUGUUACAUAUAUUAAGUCAUAAUAAAUGAAUGAUUCAGUGU
Molecule: messenger RNA, 1164 nt
Organism: Sphaeramia orbicularis (orbiculate cardinalfish)
Lineage: Eukaryota; Metazoa; Chordata; Actinopteri; Kurtiformes; Apogonidae
Gene: nmrk1
Product: nicotinamide riboside kinase 1
Exons: 8
Coding region: 134-745 (203 amino acids)
Source: RefSeq, a predicted model, not a curated record